This is a messenger RNA of Echinops telfairi (small Madagascar hedgehog), 4874 nucleotides long. RefSeq names its product StAR related lipid transfer domain containing 4 (gene STARD4). Bases 100 to 729 code for a protein of 209 amino acids. Lineage: Eukaryota; Metazoa; Chordata; Mammalia; Afrosoricida; Tenrecidae. Gene Ontology annotation, cellular component: endoplasmic reticulum; cytosol. The transcript is spliced from 6 exons. The record is from RefSeq and is a predicted model, not a curated record. Gene Ontology annotation, molecular function: cholesterol binding; cholesterol transfer activity. Gene Ontology annotation, biological process: cholesterol import; intracellular cholesterol transport; cholesterol transport involved in cholesterol storage.
AGAAAGCAGAGAGGGAGGUGUGUUCCGUGUUUCUUAGCUGACUCCACAGCGUCGCUUCCCUCAAGAUCCCGCCGGGGGAGGCACCGCCACGGACCAAAAAUGGAAAGCCUAGCGGAUGCUGCUGCUUUUUCCACUAAGCUUAAAAACACUCUCAUCCAGUACCAUAACAUUGAAGAUGAUAAUUGGAGAGUUGCUAAGAAAACGAAAGGUGUAACUGUUUGGAGGAAACCUUCUGAAGAAUUUAGUGGAUAUCUCUAUAAAGCCCAAGGUGUUCUAGAUGACAGUGUCAACAAUAUAAUAGACCACAUACGUCCAGGGCCCUGUCGCUUGGAUUGGGACAGCUUAAUGACUUCCUUGGAUAUUUUGGAGCACUUUGAAGAGAACUGCUGUGUGAUGCGGUACACUACUGCUGGUCAGCUUUGGAAUAUCAUAUCACCAAGAGAAUUCGUUGAUUUCUCCUAUACUGUGGACUAUAAAGAAGGACUUUUAUCUUGUGGGAUAAGCCUGGACUGGAGUGAAAAGAGGUCAGAAUUUGUUCGCGGAUAUAACCAUCCCUGUGGUUGGUUCUGUGUUCCACAGAAAGACAAUACAAGCCAGAGUCUCCUGACGGGCUAUAUCCAGACGGAUCUACGAGGGAUGAUUCCUCAGUCUGCGGUAGACACGGCCAUGGCAAGCACUUUGACAAAUUUCUAUGGUGAUUUACAAAAAGUCUUGCAAAAGGUGGUAUAGGUGCAAGCCUCAGUGCCAGGGUCCCAGAAUCCAUUGUUUCUUCAAUCCAUGUGCGCUGUAAAAAUCACCGGCCUUUUCUCUUUUAGAUAGCCUAUAAAAUAACUAGAGAUUUGAGGGUUUAGCAUUACAAUAUUUUAUUUUAUUCCUAAAGUAAAUCGUUAUCUAAGAGCAUUUUUGUUUUCUUAACAAUUAUUUACACAUUGUUUGCUUAUGGCUGUGUGUCUAGGAGUGAGAGUAUUCUGCAGAAAUCUGCAAAGGAGUAGCUCCAAACUCAAGACACUGAGUGGUGUCUUAGCAUGCAUCGUUUGGUUGCUUGGAUUUUAGAGAAAGCACAAAGAUGAUGCUGUUGGGUUGAAAUCAUCUAUUUUAGGGCUUUGUGCACAUUUCAUAAAAUCAAAAUUUUUCUGAAAUAUAUUGAUUUACUGUUAGUAUGCUCUAUGAGUUUAACAACAGCUUGGACAAACGUUUAAAAAAACCCUUUCUCAAUUUUUCAUAAAGAUGAACUUCAUUGUUUGAAGAAUGCGACAAGAAUAAUCCAAGGGCAAUUCAGUUUUGAUAGCUUUCUUUUGUGGACAUCAUUAUAUACAUGGUUGUGUCUUUAUGCCAUUGAUUUUGUGAUUAUAAGCAUUUUUAAUUAUAAACAUAAUUAUAAGCAUAAAUAUGGUAGAACAAAACCUGUAGUACUAAAUUUUAAUGCAGUUUUUUUCCAUGAACUUUCUGAAGCCCUCUUCAUGUGUGCCUCAGGACAUACUGAAUUGAGCAGUGAAAGUCUCCAUUGUGUAAAAUGUUUGUUGCUUUCUUAAAAUCACCAAUGGAGCAUAAUCUCUCUUGGAAGUCAAAUUCAAUGAGUGUUUUACAUAAACUUCCAUUAAAAACAAAACAAAACAUUAAAUCAUUACAAAGUAGGUCACAUAUUCAGAGUUAUGAAGACGUUUGGUCUGGAAAAAUAAUAAAGACAUUCUUAGAUUUAUCCAAAUGUGUAAAUAAGUCAUUUUAUAAUGACUUAACUGGACUAUAUAAGUUCCUUGAAUCUGACUGUCUUAAAUGAAGAUUCCUAAAUGAUUUGUCAAAUUCUUUGAAAUUUGAGCUGUUCACUUAGUUUAUUUCUAAAAUGAGAACCUGAGGUAAUUCAGCGGGCCUAUGCACAACUUUAUAUGUAUGUGUUCUAUACAGGCACGCAUCUUAAAAUCCAUUUCAGUGUUCAGUCAACUCUUUAUAUGUGAUGCUAUGUUGUUGGCACUAUGUCCUAUUCUUUUGGCUAAAAUGGGAUGAAGUGAGUGCUGGGAAACCAGAUAAGCCACACAGAGCACAGACGUAGAUAGUGACUCCAGUGCAGGCAGGUGUGAUCUCUGUAUGCGAGUACUGUAUUGCCCUAAGUGCAAAGAAGACUAUAGCUUUUCAGACUAAUUUUUAUAAAGUAGGCAAAAUGAGCUGCUUUUCUUUCUUUCUUUUUGCUACUGGGAGUAAUGGUAUUUAAAACAAAAACAGCAUAAAAGAUGGCACCACUGCAAAGUUUGCAGUGAGUAAGCUCACAGUUUUAAGUUACAAAAUACAUUCUUUCAUGAUCUGACAGGGAUAAAACACAAAUGAUCUUGUGUGCUUAAUAUGGUUACUAACCUCUAAUGGCAUUUUUAAACUGAAGGAUUUUUUAGUUGGUGAUAUUUCUUUGGUUCAGCAUCAGGAAAAGAAAACUCAGCAGUUUAGUUUUGUUUCCCAUGGAAAUGGUUGAAUAAGACUGCAUUUAUUUUUCUUCAUUUGUUUUUCUUCAUUAUAUUCUAGUACUCUGUCAAGGAUGCUGAGAUAACAGCAGGUGUUCAGUUAUAUAAUAAUGCUCAGCUUGGGUACGAGAUUUGUGACAAGAUUGUAUAUCAAUACAAUUAUGUACAUUGUCCAUAAGGGCUAUUGCUGCUUGAGCUGAGUCCCUCCCAAGGCAAAUCAGUUGCCCACUCUCAUGUCUAGUAUCCCUUUAUUUUUUAUCAAUUUAUACUUCCCGUAAGUAAUUACAUAAUGCUCUAUUGAAUGUUGAGCUAUUGCAGGUGAAAGGACACUUACUGGUAAAAUUUCAUUGUAAUAGAAAACUCUACGAUAGUUUGAAAGAUUAUAGUUAAAUUAUCUGAAAUUGUAUGUGUACGUUCUGCUUGGCACUUUAGAUCUGCUGGCUCUAGCUCUGAAUUUUUUAAAACAGCUUUAUUGAGUUAUAACUUAUGUACCUUAACAUUUGUCUGUGUUAAAUGUAUAAUUCAGAGGUUUACAGUCUAGAGUUUUGCAGCCAUCUCUACAACCCAGUGUGGGAACAUAUCCACACCCCAAAAGAGCCCCGUAUCUGUUUGCAGAUUCAUAGCUAACCAAAGUCCAACACACUCGUUAGUAUCUAGAAGAUGAUAGAAAGAACUAUUAGAUGAUUAUUAUCUCCAAUAUAAUGUGAAUAUAUAGUUGACUUUGUUUUCAAGAGUAGUGUUCUUUUUCCUAAGCUCAGGAACUUUUUUUUGUGGUGAUGUGUUAAAUAUUACUACAAAUCUGUUGCUUCUACAACAGUGCUAUUGGGUAGAAAAAUGAGAGCCAUAUAUGUAAUUUAAGAUUUUCUAGCAGCCACAUAAAAGAAUAAAAGAAACAGAUGAUGUUAAAUUUAGUAACAUAUUUUAUUCAACUUAGUAUAUCCAAAUAUUAUCAUUCCCAUAUAUAAUCAAUAUAAAGUUAUUGAGAUAAUUGACCAUUCUUUUUUUUCCUGAUUCUUGGUAUCGUAGUCUAUAUUUUACCAAUCUAGGCUAGCCACAGUUGAAGGGUUCAGUUAGCCACCUGAGGCCUAUAGCUAAUUGUAUGGAACAGCACCAGAGUCUGUAGUAAAUAUAACAACUUGUUUUACCUUCAUAAGAAGGAGAAAGUUUUACAACAUUACUGUCUUGAACAGAAAUAUUUUCUGGUUCUUAAAUUCUUUUAAAAAGUUGUGCUAAAUAGACCCUUUGAACUUUAGAAGUCAGUUGGUUAAUAGUUGUCAAAAAAUAAAAAAUAAAACAAAAUUAUAAACCCCCAACUAUUUCCCUUUAGCCAUGUUUGCUAGGACUUUUGAUAAAGGGAAAAAGGAUAUAACUUGGUUGUGUGGUUGAUAACUUCCUAUGCUUAUAGCUAAUUUGUAUUAGAAAAAGUGUAAGUAGGAAUGUUGGGUGCAGUACUGUUUCCAGUACAUAGACUCCACCCACCCCCCCUUUUUAAGGGAAAAUUGGUUUUAUUCAAGAAAAAAGUGACACUUUUGCACAAAAUAUUCUUAUUAGUGUUUGGUUAUCUUCUUGUUAGUUCUUGAAGUUUGACACAAUACACACUAAUAAUUAUGAGAAUUAAGUGUUCUGCAGUUAUUCAUAAUAAAAACAGCUAGAGUAUUAGAUUAUAAUCAUUAAAAAUCUUUUCAUUGUUCAUUGAGACCAGACAUCUCUGAAAUUGCAGGUAUCUUAUGUGUGAAGUUGUCUCCCUGUUAAAAAAAUGUUUUUCCCUUUGUCCUUCCUCUCUCUUUCCUAACUAAAGGACAUUUUAUGAGCACUCAGGUUGAUUUAAUUUGCAUCAAAAACUAGGAACUCUGAGUUACAAUUAAGGUUGCCGCUGGAGAAAAUAGGAAAACAUUGCACAGUUUAAGCCCCUAAUUAUUCAGUUUUCAGAUAUGAAUCAUUUGUUUUGAUAAAAGUUUUACCUAUUUACUCAAAAGCAUCCUUGGAAAUGAGUGGUUAAAAAUAUUUCUUUUUAUUAAAUGAAUACUAUAGCGAUCACAAAAUGAUUGAUAAAUGAGCUCACUCCAGAGAAGUAAGUGACCUGACCAGUUUCCCUUUAGAAUGUGUCUCGUGAUUGUCCAGUGUGUCUCUCGUGCCUCUCUUACUCAGCUUCUAGAAGGGUGGGACCUGAGCAUAAAAGAAACUGUCCUAAAGCACAGAAAGUUGGAAUUAUAAUUUUUCAUUCAUUUGUUGUUUCCAAAGAUUUUACAUAUGUGCUGUGUAUCUUGUAAUUCGACAAAAGCUAUAAGAUGUAUAGAUUUUUAUUUUUAAGAAGUUUAUAAUUGUUUUAUGAGCCACUAUGUAAAAUUAGAAUAUUUAAUAAACUACUGCAACUUUAUUUUGAAUUGCUUUGAAAUAUAUCACAAUAAAAAUUUCUAGCCAUUCUUA